GUGUGCCUGCUUUGAGUUUCUUUUCUCAAAAAAUGAAAGAAUAUUGUUUUGGACCUCUGCCUGCCUGCCCUUUUUGACUCUGUGUCGGGAUUCAGCUCUCUGCGUCAGCGUCGCCGCUCCUUUUUGACAGUUAUAAGGCUAAUUUCAUGCCAGCACAGUGUGUGAAUCAACUCGCUGAGACUAAAGCUCUGCAAGGAGAGUUGGGGCGACACUGGAGGACUUUAGAGAAAACAAUAGACACUACAGUCUGUUCAGAGACUGGAGGACAGACGCUUUAAAGACCGCGCUGUGGUCAUCUCAUUCACGAGACUGACAGACAGAAGCAGAGGAGUCCACAUGCGGAGGGAUCGUCGCCAUUAAUCCGGUUUGAUGAAGCUUGAAGACAAGAAGUGUUUCUCUACAAAGGAUGCUGGACCCCAAGGACUGCGGAGUGACAAUGACGUCCACUCAUAAGAUUUCGUUUUCCAUAAUCGAUAUAUUGGAUCCUAAGAAAUUCAACAGCAAAAGGGUGAACGAACUUUCCUUCGUCACAGAGAAGUUUCCUGUGCCAAAUGCAGAGGGAACAAGUCUGGAGUCGGACAGCGCUGCAGGCGGAGACUUCAGAGUUGAGCGCAGGCAAGCAGCUGAAGAAACCGGAGAUGCUGUAGUCUGCAGGCAUCAGGCAGUUGAUGCUGACCCUCUUCUGCUCUCCCCAUCGGCUGAAUCAGAGUCCUGUCUCACCGGUGAGCAGGACAAUGGAGAGUCAGCGGUCAUCCUGCAGGAACCCUCACCGCACAAACGACGGCGCCCGGACCAGGCCUGCGCCAAACCACGACGCGCCAGAACAGCGUUCACCUACGAGCAGCUUGUAGCUCUGGAAAACAAGUUCCGCACAACUCGCUACCUGUCCGUAUGUGAGAGACUAAACCUGGCCCUGUCCUUGAGUCUGACCGAAACCCAGGUGAAAAUCUGGUUCCAGAACAGGAGGACCAAAUGGAAAAAGCAGAAUCCCGGGGCGGACAGCACCUUGCAGCCCGGUUCCAACUCACUGGUGAACGUCAGGCCAAGCCCGUCCACGUGUGGGUCGAGCCCGGUCAGCUUCCACCAAACUUUCCCCAGCUUCAGCUCCGGGAAUGUGAUCUUCCACACGGCCGGUGGUGUUCCGCUUCCGUCCACCGGAGGGCUCCUGCAUCCCUUCAUACCCAGUGGUUUCGGCCAGCCGACUUAUUUUAAUCCACAUCUAUGAAGGAAGCCAAGACUGACUGAUCGGGCAAAUCCUUAUGGGAGCAAAAUAACUCCUCUAAACUAAACUUUCACUGCCCAAAAUCACUUUCAUUGUUGCAUUAAUGCCUGAUCAUGUUCCAAAACCGAGGAGAAAAACAAUCCCAGCUUUUGCCAUUACUUUCUCAUGAAACUGCAAAUAAGCUGUUGUCUGUCUUUAGUCUCUCGUCUCGGACCUUUUCCAGAACUUGAACAUCUUAUCUAAAGGCCAAAUAAGUGAUCUGUGACUGAGAUCAGCAAUUAUGUAAACAUUAGUGUUCCUUUAUAGCUCUGUGGAACGACUGAACCACUAUGCACAGACUGUCUGUCCUUGUGUUUGCUGAAACACCUGCUCAUGUCUGACAGCUCAUACAGUAUGAUUUUCUGCAUCUGUGUGUUGUCUUACAUCUCAAACCGCGGCAUAUUGCAGCCAUCCAAUACCCAGCUGUGUUUCUACCUCUCACGGGCUCGCACAGCUUAUCUCUGUUGCCAUUUAUACAACAUUAUCCGUGUAACUUAAUUAAAAAAACAUAAAA
This is a messenger RNA of Scatophagus argus, 1775 nucleotides long. It is a transcript of the gene nkx1-2a, whose product is annotated as NK1 transcription factor related 2-like,a. Gene Ontology annotation, cellular component: nucleus. Gene Ontology annotation, molecular function: DNA-binding transcription factor activity, RNA polymerase II-specific; RNA polymerase II cis-regulatory region sequence-specific DNA binding. The transcript is spliced from 5 exons. NCBI's taxonomy places the organism in Eukaryota, Metazoa, Chordata, Actinopteri, Scatophagidae. Bases 407 to 1225 code for a protein of 272 amino acids. Gene Ontology annotation, biological process: regulation of transcription by RNA polymerase II; cell differentiation. The record is from RefSeq and is a predicted model, not a curated record.